AUGGGCGUUGCGCUGGUGGCCGUGGCCUUGGCAUUGAUAGCCGUAAUAGUCGUUUGGUUUCGUCGCCACCUCCAGCUCCGCAGGCAACUUUCAUCCAUUCCUUCACCCCGAUCUUUUCCCGUGGUUGGUCACAUCCCUAUCACAAAGCCUGAUGCCGAAGGGUUUCUCGAACAGAUCAUGGGAAUGGCUGAUCUUUACCCCAACAAGCCCAGAAUGGUCGUGUUUUGGAUCGGAUUUCAGCCAAAAGUCAUGAUAUACGAGGCCGAACUGGCGGAGAAAGUGUUCACAAGCAAUCAGCAUCUCAAUAAAGGGCUGCUGUAUGAUCUUUUGAAACCAUGGCUUGGCGAGGGAUUGCUAACUAGGUAAAGCUGUUUUUCGAAAAAGUAGCUUUUUUGCAUUUUAGGUAACAAUUUUUAUUUAGUGUGUACGAACAAUGGAAACCUCGGCGUAAACUUUUGACCCCCACCUUUCAUUACGACAUUCUGCGCAAUUUCGUGCAUGUUUUUAAUGAUCAAUCAAGGAUAUUGGUUCAACAGCUUCAAAAAGCCGUUCGGAAUUGGUGAGGUGUGGUUGCAUGUUUUGUUUUAUUUUUAGUGAUGUCAUUGACGAUAUCUACAAACCCCUAUCCCUCUGUGCUCUGGAUAUCAUUUGUGAAACGUCAAUGGGACAAUCAGUGAACGCUCAACUUGAAAAGGAUUCGGAAUAUGUGAGAGCAGUCUUGAGGAUCAAUGAGAUUAUCCAAACUCGUCAGAAGAAUCCGUUGUUGUAUCCGAGUGUAGUAUUCAAUAAUCUUCCUGUGGGAAAAGAGCAUAGAUGGGCUCUGGAUGUCCUUCAUUCGUUCACCAAGAAGGUUAGUUGUUACCAUAUGACUUUUAAAAUGAUUUUAGGUAAUAGACGAGCGAAGAAAAGCGAUUAAUUCGGAAUUUUCUGUCGUCAACGAUCGUCUGGCAUUUCUGGAUCUUCUCUUAGAGAUGGAAAAUAGAGGUGAGAUCAAUUCAAAGUCAAUACAAGAAGAGGUAGGGGGAUUGAUUUUUCCACAAACCUUCAACAUUAAUUUUUAGGUAGAUACUUUCAUGUUCGAAGGCCAUGAUACGACAGCUACAGCUUCUACAUGGGCUCUCCAUGUAUUUGGAUGUUACCCGGAAGUUCAAGAGAAAGUAUUCCAAGAGAUCACUAAUGUUAUUGGGGAUAGUGAGGAUAUCACACUUGACCACAUCGCCAAGAUGAAGUACCUUGAAUGUUGUCUGAAGGAAAUAUUGAGGUUGUAUCCCAGUGUUCCCUUGAUUGCUCGGAGGUUGGGUGCUGAUUUGGAAUUGGGAAAUCACACAAUUCCCGCAGGGGUUGAAAUUUUGAUUAAUCUGUACUUGAUUCACCGUGACCCAAACAACUGGGAUGACCCGGAAGUUUUCAAACCGGAGAGGUAAGUAAGAGUCGUCAUUAACGUAGUAAAAAUUCAAAUUUUAACAGGGUUUAUUAAUAGGUAUUUACAGGUUUAUGACCGAGAAAUCACCGAAUAGGAAUGCCUUCGCUUACGUUCCGUUUUCUGCCGGAAGUCGAAAUUGUAUUGGCCAGAGAUUUGCUCUGAUGGAGGAGAAAAUCAUACUCUGUUGGCUUCUCAGAGAGUUCCAGAUCGAGUCGAUAAGUCGUCGAGACCAGCAACGCUUCAUGGUCGAGCUGAUCCUAAGACCCACAGACGGAGUGAAAAUCCGAUUGAUUCCACGGAGAAAAUGA
Bursaphelenchus xylophilus (pine wood nematode) is the source of this 1731-nucleotide messenger RNA. The record is from the annotation of a GenBank genome assembly. Lineage: Eukaryota; Metazoa; Nematoda; Chromadorea; Rhabditida; Aphelenchoididae.